Molecule: messenger RNA, 2536 nt
Organism: Protopterus annectens (West African lungfish)
Lineage: Eukaryota; Metazoa; Chordata; Ceratodontiformes; Protopteridae
Product: olfactomedin-4-like
Exons: 5
Coding region: 77-1498 (473 amino acids)
Biological process (GO): signal transduction
Source: RefSeq, a predicted model, not a curated record
UCCUGUUGUGAUGUGUAGAUCAAAUGCAGAGCCUCUGAAGAAGAGAGACUUCUGAAAGUAUUAGAACAACUAAAGAAUGGCGAGGUGGCAGAUCCUACAGAGUUGGCUCCUUCUUAUAUCCACCCUUCCUGUUGCCUGGACGGGACAUAAAGACGUUAUGGCAAUGGAUAGCUCUAAGAGACUGAAGCAAUGUUUCUGUGACAUGAAGUCCUCAGACUAUACCUUCCCACUUGAGAAAUUUCAUGACACAGUAUCUGCUGCCAAACACUGCAAUGGUAUCAUGGCAAAGAAACAAUUUCAGGAGGCAGAUGAACUGCAACGCAGCCUCGAAUAUAGGAUCUCACAACUGAAAGACCAGGUGGAUCAGUUUGAAUCAGAGUACGACGCUGGGUUUUACAGCAUUAUUUUCCUGCGGAUCAUUGAGAUUGAACUGGCAGAGCUGAAUGACAUGCUUCGACACCUGCAGAAUCUGGACAAGAGCAACAAACACUUGGCAGUAACACUAACAUCAAAGGUUGUUAACCUCACAGAUGAAGUACAGGAACUAGAAAGUUAUGACCGUCUAGAAGUCUACAAGGAGUAUGAGAAAAACAAACGCCUAAAACGGAGCCUGGAUGAGUGUGAGGUCACUCUACAAGCCACAGCUGCUCCCACUGUUCCACCAGUGUUUGGUAACUGCCCACAUGGACAAAUAUUUUUCAUUGAAGGCCCUAAGACAUACAUGUUAAGCCAAUUUGGUGCUUCAUAUCCCUAUGGUGCCUGGGGUAAAGAUCCUGUACCUGCUCCUGGCAAAGAGACAAUGCACUGGGUUAUGGUUCUUGUUAACAGUAACCUUUUUGGCAGUUAUUUCCGGUCCUAUCCAUCCUAUGGAAACCUUCGGACAGGUAAGGCCUAUACAGAUGUAAGUAUUGCCUCAUCUGUUACAACUACAAACUCCAUCAUGGGACCCUGUGCUGUGUUAUAUGAUGAUGCUUUUUAUUACAAUUGCUACAAUGUCCCACAGGUCUGCAAAUACACUUUGAGUACAAAACAAUUCCAGACACUAACGCUACCAGGAGCUGGCAUAAAGGAUAAGUUCCCAUUCUGUACUCUCAGCUCUACCAUAAGCUACACAGACAUUGAUCUAGCCACUGAUGAAAAUGGACUCUGGGUAAUAUAUGCUACAGAGUCCAACUAUGGCAACAUUGUACUGAGCAGACUGAAUACUACCCGUCUUGACUUCUUGGAAACCUGGAACACCACGAUCUACAAGAAGUCUGUUUCCAACACUUUCAUGGCAUGUGGUGUGCUCUAUGCUACCAGACAUAUUAAUUCUGAGUAUGAAGAGAUUUUCUACAUGUUUGACACAAAGAGUGGUCAGGAAAGCCGAGACUUGAAUAUCCGCUUCCGAAAGCUGUCGAAUAUUAUCCAGCAGAUUAACUACAAUCCACAAGAUCAACUUUUAUAUGUCUUCAAUGAUGCUUACCUUGUGACUUAUAAAACCUGGUUUGAAAAAUAAUUCUAUCCAUGUAAUUUACUAUGACAAGCUUUAUGUUACAACAUACUUAAGACAUAUGUUUAUUUUUAAGAUCUAUAAUUCCUUAGAUUUGUCCUUGAGAUAUCGUCUGUUUUAGUCCGUCUGCUUUUAUGUAAUCAAGUUGUGCCUAUGUAUCAUUUAUAUCCAGUACACUGGUGAAAACUGGUGCGAGUCUAAUGAUCAAGAAAUAUGUUAUGUUUAGGGGAAUUAAUAUGGGGUUUUGUGAUGCUAGGGGGUGUUCUUUUGUCUUUUUAACUGUUCAUUAAUCCAAACAGUUAUCAGGUUUAAAGAUUGUUAUUACAAUUGCACUCCUUUUAUGUUUUGUUCUUUUCUAUUCACACUGAAGUCUAAUAGGCUUGAAAUAAAGUGUACACUAUAUAAAUCUAGCUAUCACUUGAGCCUUGGCCACUUCUAAGACUUCAACAGGCAAAUUAAUAGUCAAGAAGAAAACAUCUUAGUUCUGUAAAUAUUUACUUCAUUCUACUCAUUCUGGUUAUUGCAGCUUUAACACCAAUGACGUAUAAGCCAUGGCAGAAAGCACAUAGCAAUUUUAUUCUAUGAUUAUGUAAUAUUAAACAAUCUGCUAUUUUAUUAAAAUCCUGCAUUUUCUAACAAAGUUGACAUGAUUAUCAAUUCUAGUACAACUGUUUUAACAAAAGGCCUACUAAUGACAAUGCAAAUAAGCAAACAGAAGGAAACUUUUUACUAAAGGCUUGUUAAAAGUGAAGUUGGAGUAAUGAACCAGUAUAAUUAACUUCAUGUCAACAAGCAUGCCAAUUAGGUAGGACUAAACUGUUGACUGCCGAGAUCUUGUCUAAGUUUCCAUACAUUACUAUAAAGUGACUUGUGUGCUUUGCUAAGAUAUGAGUAAGUAACUAGUUUAUAUAAGCAAUAACUCACAGGGUAUAAUUUUACUGGAUAUUAAACAGAUCCUAGGUGUGACAAAAGGCAUAAGGUGAAAUCAGUGAGUACUCAAAUCAUUAUGAGUGUUUAUUAAGUACCAAUAAAUGUACGUUUUGA